Messenger RNA from Mytilus californianus (California mussel), 655 nucleotides. Its product is annotated as mucin-5B-like. NCBI's taxonomy places the organism in Eukaryota, Metazoa, Mollusca, Bivalvia, Mytilida, Mytilidae. The transcript has 3 exons. Bases 92 to 532 code for a protein of 146 amino acids. The record is from RefSeq and is a predicted model, not a curated record.
AGUAACUAAUAUCCUUACCACGUGGUCAAAAGGGAAAUACCUGAUAUCUGAAAAAGACAAAAAGAGGUUUCAUAUUCAAUAAAAAUAUAACAUGGAGGGAAAGAAAUACGUUGUAUAUAAUUUCGUGGUAUCAAUAAGUAUGUGUACCAUUUUAGUACAAGGAAAUACAACCGUAACUGGAUAUUGGACACAGUGGUAUGAUGUAGACACACCCAGAGUUGGUAUCGGUGACGUAGAGACGGUAUCUGCUAUAGAAAGGGAAGGACCAUCUAUUUGUGAUAAACAGUACUUCAUCUAUCACAGUGAAUGCAGAACACAUAUCUUUGAUAACUGGUUGGAGUUUACAGAACGUGAGGCACAUCUAGCACCUGACAAACUGCAUAACGCCUGUACAAAAACGGGAUUGGAAUGCAGGAACGAAGAUCAACCAAUGGAAGCUACGUGUAGGGAUUACCAGGUCCGGUUUUACUGUGUAUUACCAAUAGGUAUAUUAACCAUUCAGUUAUUAAUGAGAUUCUCUCCCGUACGUUAAAUACAUGGCUAAUAAAGAACAUGGAGUUAUAACAUUCUAAACACUUUGUCUGGAUGUGAUGGCUAUGGCUAAUUGUGUUAAAUUUAUAUAAAUAAGGAGUUGUGGUAUGAUUGUCGAUGAGAC